This is a messenger RNA of Scutellospora calospora, 345 nucleotides long. The record is from the annotation of a GenBank genome assembly. Lineage: Eukaryota; Fungi; Glomeromycota; Glomeromycetes; Diversisporales; Gigasporaceae.
AUGUCAAAAAUUCUUUCCUUACAUGAACUUUACGAAUGUUCGACUUUCCAAACAAACUCCUCUAACCAAUCUCCAACUCAACUUACUCAACUGAUUAAUCAGCAACUCAUUUUACUUAAUCAAUUAACCACUACUCUUAGCCAACUAUCCUUAAAUAUACAAGGAUUAGUUAGCAGUAUUAGCAAUAACCCUAAUCUUACUUCUCAACAAAAACAACAAGCCCUCAACAAUAUCAACACUAACCUUACCGAUUUACAAAACAUUAAAAGUGAUAUUGAUGGGAAAUUAGGAAGGUUAAGAAGUUUUCAAACAUCCUCAAAUAAUUCUAAAAAGCCUACUAAUUGA